UUUAUCUGUUGACACUGCUGGAGGGAAGACGUGUGUCUCUGUAUUCAUAAUUCUGCAUUUGCUUCAUACUCAUAGCAAUCAAAACCACCUGCCUACUGCAUCACGUGUACUACUACAUACAGAACAACACAAAAUAUGACUUCUAAUUAGUAUGCAUGAGAUUACAUGAGGUAGUGGUUCCUUUGUGUUGGAAAGGAGAUGCAUGUAGUCCAGUGAUGGAGGCAUUGAGCCUUGGAUAAUAGUUCAUCUUCACUAGAAUUACAGCUUUCUGAAGCAGGAUUUGUUUUUAGAGUUGACAUGGAGCUAUCUGUUAUAGAAGAUUUGUUGGAUUCAAGACGAGCCAUCAUCCAUGUUUGUUCUUUCAUGCCCUCCCAUCAGCUGUCAAUGGAUGACCAGCUUGUUGUUAUUAUGUUGCUUUGAUGUGAUACAAAGCCAUUGACUGAUUGAUGCUGCGUUUGUAUGUACAUAAUUAACAUGGACUCUUCCCUAACUACAUUGGUCAAGUUUAACAGAAUAUUGGAGGAAGAAUUAACUUUCUGAAUGACCUCUACUCUGUUCUUGGAUUUCUUAUUCUUGGAAUAUAUGUACAUGUAUCACCAUCAUUUUAUAUUUUCUUCAAAUUCAUAACCUAGAAGAGAGAAUAUCUUACCGGUAUUGAUUUAUCAAUAGAUACCUAAUCCUUCAUGUAACUUAACUCAAUCAUCACUCUGGCUCCGUAAUCCCCAGCAUCAACACACCAUUUGCAUGUUGGGUACUAUCAAGCCCUCCAGAGGUUGGAAUUUGGAAGCGACAAUUAGUGUUUCUGCCUUCCUUUCUUGGUCGGAAAGUAAACUUCCUCACGUAAAAUAAUAGAAGCUGAAGAAAACAAAGAUUCUAGUCAAAGUGAUGACCUGGCAUUGACCUUACCCCUGACCGAUAAGACCUCAGAAAAUCUGGAUGCGUAAUCAUGCUCUCCUCUCCGAUUACCCCAAAACGUCGGACUUUGGUUCCGCUUGGAAAUAAAUUGGAAGAGGAACUGUCAGCCCACCAAGUGUUGGUGAAGUCUGUUGCUAGACGAGGAGCCAAGCGUAGGUCUCCAUCAGACAACAAUGAGGAGAGUAAAGGGAUCCCCCUGGACCUAGAGACAGACCAUGAACUGGCAGAACACAGGUCUAAGUGGGAAGAGAUCUCCAGGCAGGUCGCAGAGAAGAAUAGACAAUUGAAUGCAUCGCUGGAAUACAUUAGACCACAGGAUACCCCGUUUGUCCACCACCUGCCGGCCAGGAGGAACCUUCAACUAGAUGUUUUGAAUCACGAUGGAAAACAGGAGGAGGACCUGAAGACAUCCCUUGAUGCUCUUAAUCAAUGCUGGGCUAAGAUGGAGACUCAGGUAUCAGAUCAGCAGUCAAGAUUAGAGCAAGCGUAUGAGUUCCAGACUUGUUACCAGGACGCUUUACAAGCUGUAUCAGGAUGGCUAGAUGGUGUCCAACUCAAACUCUUCUCGGAAGACUGGAGUAAAGAUACAGAGACUCAACUCAAGGAACAUGCUGCACUCCAAGAAGAACUGAAGGCAUUCCAGGACCAAUUAGUGCACAUGAAUGAGGCGUGUCACCUAGUACAAGCUGAAACUGGAGCUAGGAGUAAGCAAUUGAUGCAACAAUCCCUAGACGAUGUCAACCAGAGACUCACUACCCUAGAGACUGAGGCUAGGCAAAGAGAACAACAGCUUGUGGAGAAGAACAGACAAUUCCAAGGCUUCCAGAGAGAUUUGCAGAGCUUCCAGCUAUGGCUGACUGGUGCUAAGGAACAGCUGAACAUUCCACCAAUCAAUGUCAGUGGGGCAUCGAUAGAAGACAAUAUAAAUAUUAACAAGGAGGAAAGACUGAAGUUUCAGGUCUUAGAAAGUGAGGCUAGUAGGCGUGAGAUGAAAUACAAGGACCUAGUCCAGAAAGGAGAAGAUCUUCUAGCCUUAGAUCCUCAUCUCCCUGCUAUAGCACAUGAUAUCGCGACCUUGCAGAUCAACUGGGAGGAGCUUCAGAGGUUGCUAGGCAACAGACGCAAUCAACUCAACACUGCCAAGAUAUUACAGGAACAAUACCACAAGAUCCUGAAAGAUUACAUGGAGUUCCUUGAGACAGCAGAGAAGAAGCUACAGAACAAAACCUUAUCAGCCACAGAUGUAGAUGAUCUCCAUCAUCAACUCCAGAAGCACAAGGAGUUCUUCAGUGACCUGGACACCCAUCACAUCCUCAUAGAAUCCAUUGCCCAGAAAGCUGACCCAUUCACUCAGCAACUCUUUCAUGCCCAACGGUCAGAGCUUGAUCGUCGUAGCCAAGCCAUCAUGGCUCAGGCUACAGAGCGAGGCCAGACCUUAGAGGCAUUGGUCAGUGAUUGGCGUGACCUACAGGCCAGUCUAAGGGAGCUGAGUAGCUGGCUGGGUCAUGUCGAGGCUCAGGUACCUAGUGGAAUCAAUGAUGCUACGCAGGAUAACGUACAGAAAGCCAUUCAUAAAUAUCAGGCAAUGGAGGGACUGCUUGAGGGGAGACAAUCAUCACUACGUCAGGUAGACUCCGGCGCCCAGGCUCUACUUCGAAACCUCACAUCACCACAACUAGAGAAGCAACUGGCUUUACUCCGUGACCAGUGGUCAUCAGUCAACCAGCGGGUCAGGCAUGACCUAUCCUCUUGGACCGCUCUUUUAAAGGAAUGGAGAAUGUUUGAGCAGGAGUCCAUAGAGCUCAUACCAUGGCUGAGACAUGUUACCGAUCACAUGGCUUCUUUGAAGGAUAAGGAUCACACUCAAAAACCCAUCUCGGAGCAACUGGAAGAAUUCUCUAAACUGCAAAAAGACAUAGAAAUUCACACACCACAGAAGGUAUCAACAUGUACCCAUGGCAACCAUUUGUUGAAGUUGAAGCAGCUGAACACCUCUCCUAUCAGGGAGAAGCUAUCAAGCAUCGAGUCUCAUUGGACAGACAUUCAAAAUGAACUACCUCAGCUCCAAGAAGACUUACACCAAUCUCAGAUGGAGCUGCUUCCCUCAAGACAAGCAUUGAAUGAAUUAAUGCUAUGGAUGGAUAGCCUGGAGUCAGCUUUAGAUUCAUACAACCAUAAAGUAUAUAUAAGCAGUGGUGAUGUGAAAGAUACCCUACAAGUAUAUAAGGGUUAUAAGGUAGACUUGUCAUGUCAUCUGCUAACGGUGGAGUUUGUCAACCAGUCCAUUCUUCAAAUGAGCCAAGACAUUGAGAGUCGGAGAGGAGACAAGACAGACUUUGCUGAAAAACUUGGUACUAUGAAUCAGAGGUGGCAGGCGUUAAAUGGGAGAGUUGGAGAAGAGACAAAAGUUCUGGAACUCCUCCUUCAGCGCUGGAAGUCCUUCAGUAAACAGGUCUCUGAUACCAAUAAUACUCUGAAGGAACAGGAGGAUAAGGUCAAACUGUUUGAUGGGCCCAUUGGUCGAGAGGCUAGCGUCAAAGAGGCACUUCGUAUCUGUCAGGCAAUUGAGGAGCACAUCAAGAGCAAAUCCAGUGACCUUCAUCAACUCAAGGCCACUGCCCAUUCACUUACCUCAGACCAGGAGUCCAUCAAGCAAACUCUCCAGCCAUUGGUCAAUCGCCAGUCUGCCCUUCAACGUCUGGUCAAGCACCUGAAGGCUGACCAGGUUACUGCCCUAGAGCAAUGGUCACUCUACCAAGAAACACUGACCGUUGUCCAGCAAGCGCUUUGCAAGGCAGAAUAUGCCCUCAGCAGGGGGAAUGUCAUCAUGGGCACAGUGGAAUCACUGCAGGUCCAGACUACUAAACUAAGGGAAUUAUUACCAUUGAAGGAAGUACAAGCUGAGUUGAAAUCCAGCAUCAGUCAGCUCAACACUCUAUGUAAGCUAGGUGACCGGUUACAGAAGACAUGCAUUCCAGAAAUCAGUGAGGACCUCGACAAAACAGUCCAGAACCUUUCAUCCAGGUGGAGCAAAGCAGAAGAUGAGCUCAGGUCCAACAUCAAUUUAUUUGAGAAGGCUAUGUUGCUAUGGCAACAGUUUGAAGACAAACAUAGUGAGAACGAGCAGUUCCUUGAAGACAAGGAGACAUUGAGCAAGUUGUGUAUACAAGGAGCCAGAGAAGAUGAGAAGGUAUUGGUUGGUAUGGAGAAAGUAGAAGGAGCAACAGAGGAAGAGAUGGAGCAAGAAAGGAUUAAUAGAUGUAAAAAAUGUCAGGAGAUCCUUGUUGAUGUUGAUGCUUACCCUGUAGCAGCUGGCCUAGGAUCUCUAGUCAGUCAACUCAUCAGAUAUAUGGACUCAAGUACAUCUAGUAACAUCACUUCAAGAACCAAAGUACUACAACAGCGUCUAGACACCUUACAGCAGUCACUACAAAGACAUAUCAAGGCAGAGGAAAUAGACAUUCAAAAUCAGAAACAGUUCCGAGAGAAGACCAAGUCAUUGCUUGAUUGGCUAGAAGAAGUAAAGGACACCCUUAACAUAGAAGAACCUAAUAGAUCAUCAGACGAACAUACAAUCAAGGACAGGAUGGACAGACUCAAGUUGCUACUUGUUGACUUCACUGAGAACCAACCCCAUGUAAAUGCCCUGAAUGAGAUAGGUUAUCGUAUCAGCCUUGACAGGCACAACUCAGGUCAUCUGGCAACACUCAAUGACUGGUGGAACAAACUAUAUACCAGACUCUCAGAGAAAUACCGCAAUCUUCAAGGAGUGCUCCUUCAGCAGCAAAACUUUGCCCAGAAAUGUAAAUCUUGGAUGAAGUUCCUUGCAGACACAGAGCAAAGUCUUGCUGUUGACAUUGCUGGCAGCUAUGAUGAGUUGCUGGAUCAACAGAAAGUCUAUGAGUUGUUUGAGGCCGACAUCUUCAACCGUCAGCAGAUCCUGUUCUCCAUCAUCAGCGAUGGUCAACGGAUGAUUCAUGAUGGGGAGGUAGAUGACCCAGACGAGUUCCAUACUAAACUAGCCCAGCUGAGUGACCAAUGGCAAAGCGUGAUCCGUAGGGCUAGUCAGAGGAAAGAGAUCAUUGACCGCAACAUCAGGGAUUGGCAGUCCUACAGGACAUCGUUAGCCAAGAUGAAUGAAUGGUUCAGAGACAUGGAAGCUGAAGUGACAGGUUAUCGUAUCACUACAGCCCCUCUCCAGGCACUCAGAGGACUCCAUGAACAGACAAAGAUGACUCAGAAGCUAGUGAGUGUCCAAGAAGGUAGCUACCUCUCUCUCAAUGAAGCUGGUAAAUCCCUUCUACGAAACUCUGACCGGAUGGCUGGUGAUGAUCUCCGCAACCAGCUAAUGGAGAUUCAGAACCGAUGGCACUGGUUGACCAGUCGACUCAGGAAACAGGACAACAAGCUAACAGAGAUCCUAGGUAGAUGGGAGGAGGGAGAAAGUAUCAUCGAUGAUCUUCAGGCUUGGCUUAGAGGUGCACAUAGCAUGUUGGAUAAACCGCUACCAACGCAGUAUGAAGAACUACAGAGGGAACUCCAGAGGUGCAAGGAGACUGAGAAUGGUUUCGGCAACACUAAAGGUAAAUUGGAGAUCCUGUACCAGAGAGAGAGUCAGCUGUGCCCAUCAGUGAGUCCAGAUGAUAUGUCUGUCCUCCAUGAACGCAUCAUACUUCUCACCAAACAACUCGAUGAGGUUCACCAUCAGGUCUGUCAGCGUAAGCAACGAAUCACAGACAAGCUUAAUGAAUGGAUAGCUUUCACUGAGAGAUAUAAGGAGUUCUCUGAUUGGCUGACUGAGAUGGAAAUGAAGGUAUCGCAGAAUGGAGAGAACAGCAUUGAAGAUCUGCUGCAGAGACUUCAAGGGGAAUAUCAGGAUGAGAUCCAACAAGCUUACCCAAACAAGAAGCAUCUAGAAGGAGUAGGAGCCCGACUAAUCCCAGCUAGCAAUGAGGCUCGCGCCAGUGAUAUUGAGUACAAGUUGGCCAAACUGAAUGACCGGUGGAUGAGACUCAUGGAGCUGGUAGAGGCAAGAGUGAAGAAGUUGAAAGACACCCUGACUGCUGUUCAGCAGCUAGAGCAGGACAUGAGUAACCUCAGGGAAUGGCUAAGUAGAGUGGAAAGGGAACUCAACACUCCUCUCACAUAUGAGACAUGUCAUAUGCUGGAGAUAGAAACCAAACAGAAAUUUCAUGAGGAACUUCAUAAAGAUAUAACCCGACACAGCAGUGGGGUAGCAUCAGUACUAAACCUCUGUGAAGUGCUUCUUCAUGAUCAAGAUGCCUGCUCAACAGAUGCAGACUGUGAAGCAAUUAGAACAGCCACUCAGACAUUAGAUCAAAGAUGGCAUAACAUCUGUACUCUAUCUGCUGAAAGAAAGAUGAGGAUCGAGGAGACAUGGCGUCUAUGGCAGAAGUUCAAAGAGGAUUAUGAGAGAUUUGCUGACUGGUUAGAAAAGAGUGAGCAAGCCAUUGCUGCUCCCAACACAUCCUGUACACCAUACAUUAUCAUCAAAGAAGAAAUCAAGAAAUAUGAAGCAUUCCAGCGUAAGGUUCAUGAGAACCUAGCCCAGCUAGAGAUGUUGAACAAGCAAUAUCGCCGUCUGGCAAGAGAGGGCAGAACAGAUGGUGCUAAUCAACUCAGGGGUCUUGUCCACACUGCCAAUGAUAGAUGGGAUGCAUUAGCCCGAAGAUGUUGCAGCGUUCUACGUCGUCUACGCUCUCAACAAGGUUUGAGGGACGAGUUUGAAGGGACAAGAGAGAGUAUGGUGGUGUGGCUGACAGAGAUGGACCUUCAAUUAACCAAUAUAGAACACUUUUCACAGUCAGAUAUCUCUACCAAGACCAAACAAAUGAAGGCAUUCCAACAUGAGAUAGAGCUGAACCAAUCUAGGUUAGAUGAGAUCGAUGGGUAUGCUCGUAACCUGAUGCAACGUUGUGAUGCCAAUGAUGCUGCUCAGAUACAGGAAGAAAUGGAUGAUCUCAGAGGCUAUGCUGAUGAGGUCUUUGCAAGGGUCAGCAAAUUCCAGAGAAAGCUUGAGAGGAUUACAGCUACUGAGGGAGAUUCUUCUGCCAUACCCUUUGAUUAUUUCAUGGUUGGUAAUACCAAGUUCUCAAGUACUGACUCAUCAGAUGAAGAAGACAAUGAAGGUGAGCCUAUGAGUGAGAGCGACAAUGAUGAAAUCCUUCCAACCCAUCUAUCACCAAGCAGAGUACACCGAAGACCCUACGAUGCAAGAGCCAGGUCUAGGGGCAGCUCCGCAACCCGUUCAGCAUCACCAGGACCGAGUGAAUAUGUCUCAGGCAGGAUUACUCCAGCUAGUGGUGUAUCAUCUCUAGACUGGGAUGAGUACAUGACAACCAAUGCUGAUGGAGAACCAGAUGUCAGGUGGGGUAAGAACAAACAUCGUGGUGGAGAGCCUAUCGAUGUGUUGUAUGCUCAACAGCUGAUUGAUAGCUGUACAUCUCAGCUGGAGGAAGCAGAGAAUAUGGUCACCUGUAAGACACCUAUUGGACCUGAUGUUGACAAAAUCAAAACAGCCUUUGAAACAGUAGCUGAGAAUUGUAAGAGCUGUAUAGCAGCUGUAAAGAAAAUGGCUCCUCAACUCAAUGAUCAUCCUGUAUUAGCACGUCAAGUCUCAGGUCUCGUAGGUCGAUGGGAGGUUUUACAAGGAGAACUCAUGGAAAAAGGAGCAAUCUUAAGACAUAACUACCAGACAUGGCAACAAUAUGAUAACGAUCUGAACAAUCUGACUAUGUGGUUAGACCAGGCAGAAACUACACUCUCUUCACAAGAUAAUAGUGGUGAUAUAGGAGAUCUUGAAGGCAUCAUUAGAAUGUACACGGACUUCAUGUUAGGUCUGAGUGCAAGGCGUACCAUUGCAUAUUCUGUCAAUCUGUGUAGCCAGCAGUUUGUGGAUCCAGAUACUCCGCAGGGUCAAGAGCUCAGCUACCGACUUCAGGUCAUGAACAGACGGUGGGAAGGUGUCUGUGCUAAGGCUGCAGACUGGCAGAAGAAACUACAGAUGGCUAUUGUGCAAUGUGAAGAGUUUCAUCAGACAACAAAGGACCUUGAAUCUAGACUCAAUGAGAUUGAGACAAUUAUGACAGAGAAUGAACCCAUCGAUUUCAAUGCUGAUCCUGAGAUACUGAAUAAUCAAUACAGAAUAUUUGCUUCAUUUAGACAAGAGCUUGAGGAGAUGAUACCUCGUAUGAGUUCCUUGAAGGAUACGGCAGACCAGCUCUUGAUUGAUGUGGACUCACCAGACUGUCGGGCUACCAGGGAAACCCUUCACCUUAUUGCUAAGAAGAGUUCUUCUCUGCUUCAGAAAUGUAAUGAUAACCUGGAGCUCCUGGAGACUAAAGUGGAUCCCAGUCAGUUCCAACUGGACAGGGGUGUUUAUGAGAGUCCUAUUCAACCAAGAUCUGUAAUGCUGUUAGGAGCCAUGGGAGAAGUAUCUAGUGACUUUACAAGCCCCAUACCAGGACGUAGCAGCACACCUAUCUAUUCCAUCAGACAUUAUGCUGAUGCUACUACCAACACACUGGCUGGACGUCAAGCAGCAGCUGCAGCAGCUGUAGCAGCUGCAGCAGAAAGAUCACCAGAUACUGCUGGAGCUCCAGUUUUAACAGGCCAAGGGGGUAGAGCAUUCUUAUCAAGAGCAGUACGAGCUGCUCUUCCGCUCCAUCUCUUAAUGCUUCUACUACUGGGUGUAGCAUGUUUUAUUCCAAUGACUGAGGAAGAUUACAGUUGUACCCUGACAAAUAACUUUGCUCGCUCAUUACAUCCCAUGCUACGCUAUACCAACGGUCCACCGCCUAUUUGAUGGCCUGCUAAAGGGAACAUCCAGUGGCCUCUGUCUGUCCAGGGAUGCUGUCUUUGGGUUAUGCCUCCUGCCCACCAUGCCCAUCUAAAGCCCACUGGUCAACUUCCAUCUAAUGCUUUUCUUGACGGCUCCUUGGAUAUCAACACUGCCCAUUUAAAGUUCCUUGAAUUUUUAUGCCCAUUUAGUGAUGUUUCCCCAUGUUGAAAAACAAAAUCAGAUGAGAACAUUGUAGAGACAGUUGCCACAUACAUGUACGCUGUAUGUUAAACCCUGGUAAUAUCACUGCCUCCAUACAGUAUAUUGUAAUCAGAAUUUUAAGUAGCCACUGGCUUUUACUUUUUGGGAGAGUGUGUAAAUUAUCAAUGAAUACUUUAGAAUAAAAUGUAUUAUACUUACAGAGCUCUGUGUUUUAUUUAUCACUCACAUUGUCUGCUUAGAACCAGAUGAUAGAGCGGCAGUGCCAUUCUGGCUCUUAGCUCUUAUUAUCAGUGAAACUUUUACCAUAGAAAACAAAUGUUGUUAUUGUUUGAGAUGCAGUGCUUUGAAUAGCUUGCUUAUCUAGUGCCUCCCUGUCAUGAGUGACUCAAACCUGAUAACAAGUACUCAGCAUGCCAUGUAUUAUUACCUACAUUACUUUACUACUUUACUUUACUUUACUUUACUUUAUGGAGAGAAGAAAGAAUGCCUGUACAUAGCUAAGUUGGAGAAGUUUACAACAUGUUACAUGCAUGUGAUGUGUAUAUCACGCUUCUAUGUGAACAAGUGGCCUAUUGUAGAAAUAUGAACGCAGCUGAUUAAUGUGUAAGGGUCUCUCCCUGUGGAUCUGAUCGUUCCAAAAUUAAUGGAUUCUGCUGGAAGUUUAGAAAGAUUUGUGUAUUGCAUUGAUGGAAUAGAACAGCUGAAACACUAUUUUAAUGAUACAUGUAUUAUGUUUUCUAUUCGUUUAAGGGUAUAGUGAUAUAGGUUUAUUUAUGUGACAUGGUUUGAUAAUAAUAAUAAUACAGUUUUUUAUAUAGCGCUCAAUACACCGAUCCAACGAUGUACCUAAUCAUGUUGUGCUUUCUUCCAUCCUACCAUCUAGGAUUUAUUCAUGAAAUGUUAUCAUGCACUUCUAGUUAUUUGUAUUCAUUAACAUCUAAAUAAAGCAUGCCUACACAAAUAGAAGAUUAUUGAUCAGAAAGUCGGAUGCCAAUCAAAUGACUUUAAUGUUUAGCAAUAAUUGUUUUGGAAAGAUAAUUAAAGUGGUUUGAAAGUAUUCAAAACCAUGAAUAAAUCAUGUUAUUGCAAUGAUUGAAUAUGAUGUACACAGUGUUAAAUAAAAAAAACUCAAAUGUUUAACAUAAACAUCCAGAUUUUUGAUGUUAAAAUGAGGAUUACAUGUUUAUGGAUCGGUUUUUAUUCUCACAUCCCCCAAAACAAACAGAAUCUGUUGAAAAUGCUUACAAAGAAGUAUCCCCCAAAGAACUGACUGCUUGUAGAUAUAUUUUAUAAAUAGUGUCGAAAGUUUGCUGUGCACAAAAUUUUAGAAAUAGGUAAUAUGUAUCUUGUGUAAUAUUUCUGCAAUAUAGAAUAAUUUAUUUUCAUUAUUCUGUAGAUACAGUUGUAAGUAUGAAUUUGUAAAUGUGCAUUACCGGUAUGUAGACUUAUCUGAAGAAUGCAGUGUUUGGAAAUCCUGACGUGAAAUGUAAAAUGUUUCAUUCUUUCAUCUCUUGCAUCAUUGAUGUUAAUUAUUUUAAUUAUUUACCAGAGUUUUGAUGACUGAAAUAAUGUGUUAAUUACUAACGUCUUUGGUAAAUACUUGUAGAAAUAUUUAUUAUCUCUCAUGAUAUAUUUUAGCUUAUUAAUAGCAAUACGGCUUUACUUUUGGUAUGUACUGAGAAUGCAAGUUCAAUAGAAUUCAGCAGUUUUUAGAUACAUUUGUAUUCAAUGUAGUCAUGAAUUUUUAUAUUGAGUUUUUGCCAAAAUUGUUAAAUUAUUUAAAAUCAUUAGGUAAAUUUUACAGAAACAUUCAGAAUAGAGAAAAUCAUGAAGUUCAAUAAGAAUAAAGAAAUUAUACUAAUUGUAUAGUGCUCAUGUCUGUCAUUCUCGACACUUCUGAGGUCAAGUAUGUUCUAAUUUAUUUGUCACGUCCAUGUUUUUGUAUUCAUUCCAUUCAUAUGUUAUCAAAUUGUGCUGUGACACUUGUACUUUCUAUUUUAUGAAUGAGAUGUUUAAAGUCUUUAUCAGGGAGUUGCAGUCAAGUAGUUAAUCAGAGUUAAAGGAAUAUAAUGCUGCAUGAAUCAUGAUUUUUAUACAUUAUUUGAAGUCAUUACAUUUACAUCAUUCUUUUAACAUUGAUUUCUGGGCUUCAAACAAGGAGUUUGGCGACGCCGUCCGAAUCAUACUGCUCCCAGUCAGCUAUCAAGGAUUGUUACACAUAAUUCUCUAUUAAAAUGAUCGUGCUUGGUUUGAAAGCAGCUCAUAAGUGUAUUGAUUAUGUUUUGUAGGGGUUUUGUAGUUGUAUGAUAAUGUUUUGUGUUGUUAGAGAUACAUAAUAACAAUGUGGGGAUACUGGAUAGUAUACGGUGGAUCAACCACUGCUACUCUGGGCAGUCUUGGUUGCCUGUUCAUGACUUCUAGCGCAUUAUUAGGCUUGAUACUUUUUAGAAUGAUGUAUUAAUAAACAAAUUGUUUUUCAGAACAAUUUAUUCCGGUUAUAAUCAGAA
This is a messenger RNA of Strongylocentrotus purpuratus (purple sea urchin), 11445 nucleotides long. Its product is annotated as nesprin-1. Bases 947 to 8740 code for a protein of 2597 amino acids. Lineage: Eukaryota; Metazoa; Echinodermata; Echinoidea; Camarodonta; Strongylocentrotidae. Gene Ontology annotation, cellular component: membrane. Gene Ontology annotation, molecular function: protein binding. The record is from RefSeq and is a predicted model, not a curated record. The transcript has 43 exons.